AUGCCCUCCAGAUAUCGACAAAUUGACCAUGACCCGGGCCUCCUAGCCAGUUUGGGAGGGAGGACGGUCAUUGUCACCGGAGGCGCGGCGGGCAUCGGCGCCGCGACCAUCAAACUGUGCAACGGCAACGGUGCCAAUGUGGUCAUAGCAGACCUCGAGCACACCCGGUACGCAGCGAAAGCUGUCGCGGCCGCCUUGCCGCACCCGGAGAAGGCACUCUUCGUGCCGGCUGACAUUCUCGACUGGCAGCAGAUGAGAGCAGUGUUUGAGAAGACGGUUGAGAGGUUCGGCAGGGUCGACGUCGUCGUCGCCAACGCCGGCACCAUGGAGUCCGCCAUGGUCCUCGAUCUGGACGACACCGAGGCAGACGGCUCGCCCAAGGAGCCCCGGGAAGCAUACAAGGUCAUUGACGUCAACUUGAAGGGCACUCUGAACACUCUAAAACUGGCAAUGCACUACAUGAACAAAACCGCCACCGCGGCCAACCCGGGCUCGAUCAUCCUGAUAGCCUCGACAUCCGGCUACUUUGGCAGCACCGGCGUGGCGGCAUACAUUGCGUCCAAGCACGGCGUGGUCGGCCUCCUGCGCGCGGCUCAAGUCGAAGCCAAAAAGCGAGGCAACAUCCGUGUCAACGGGGUGGCCCCGGCGUUUACCCCGACGGCCAUCACGGCCGAGUACUCGCAGAGGUGGAAGGAGACCGGUCUGGAGUCGAACACGGUGCAAGACGUUGCCGGUGUGAUUGCUCAGACGGCGGUUGACGCGAGGCUGAAGGGCGCGUGCGUGCUGGUCGCAGGGAAGUACAGGCGCGAAAUGGAACAGACUCGAGCGGCUUUCGCAAAGGACUGGAUAGGCGAAGAUCUGGCCGGGGUCUUGUCAAGUGGCGCAAAGUUCUUCGAGGCAAUUGGAGGAUACCCUCUACCGAAGAGGGUUGAACUUGGUCCUAUACAGCAUAUGUAA
This is a messenger RNA of Fonsecaea nubica, 957 nucleotides long. RefSeq lists its product as hypothetical. NCBI's taxonomy places the organism in Eukaryota, Fungi, Ascomycota, Eurotiomycetes, Chaetothyriales, Herpotrichiellaceae. Bases 1 to 957 code for a protein of 318 amino acids. The record is from RefSeq and is a predicted model, not a curated record. The transcript has 3 exons.